This is a messenger RNA of Astyanax mexicanus (Mexican tetra), 942 nucleotides long. Its product is annotated as polymeric immunoglobulin receptor-like. Bases 1 to 756 code for a protein of 251 amino acids. The record is from RefSeq and is a predicted model, not a curated record. The transcript has 5 exons. Lineage: Eukaryota; Metazoa; Chordata; Actinopteri; Characiformes; Acestrorhamphidae.
AUGGAGCAGUGGAGUGUCUGGAUUUGGAUUAAAACUGAUGUAAAAUUCUGCUUCUUCUCUGCAGGUUCUGAAAGCUUGAGGACACUGAAGCAUUUAACUGUAAGAAGAGGAGAAUCUCUCACUGUUCCUUGUUUAUAUGCACAGAAAUAUAAAUCACACCGUAAAUACUGGUGUAAGGGGGAACACUGGAUCUCGUGUAGAAUAGUAGCCUACGCCAACACAAGUAAUACAGGAAUAUCAGUCACUGAUCAUCCAUCCCAGAAUAUGUUUACUGUGGAUCUGAACAACCUCCAAGACUCUGACUCUGGAUGGUACUGGUGUGCUGUGGAAAUCGGUGGGGAUGAAACUCCAGAUGAUCGAGGUGCUGUGUAUCUGAAGGUCAGUUCAGAUCCUGCUCUGUGGGUGGAGAACAGCACUGUGAUUGGUCAGGAAGAGGGCGGAGUCAGGAUCCAGGGUUUCUACAGCUCUGGAUAUAAGAAUAAAGAAAAAAAGUGGUGCAGAUUUAAAGACUGGAGCUGCUACCCAUUCCAGAAUUCAACAGUGAAGAUCAGUGAUGAUUGGAUAGGAUCCUUCAGAGUGGAGAUGAUUGGUCUGCAGAAGAGUGAUGCUGGCUGGUACUGGUUCAGUGCAGGAGAUGUGGGAGUUACUGUUCACCUCACCGUCACUGAAAGACCUACAGACUGUACUACAACAAACACACAUUCUGGAGCUAAGGAACCAAUAGAGAUGCUGCAGUUCUGCCUCCAUCUGAACUAGUUACAACAAGGAAAUUCAACCAACCCUGAGCUCAGAAUCCAAGAUGGCAGUAUCAAACAUCAACAGGAGUAAAAGCUCCUAACUCUAGAGAGGAAAAUACCCCCCCACACACACUUUAGAAUCUCUUCCAUGUUUCACAGGCCACUAGGGGUGCUUCCAAAUGAGUCUAGCAUUGAGAUUGGGUUC